CUGGGACGCUUUUCUCUUCUCGUUUUUUCCGGACCGCGCGAGAUAUCCGGCGUGGGGUUCCGCCUGUGGAUCACCCAUUGGUCCACCGACACCUACCGAUACAUUUUCGACCGCGGACUCAUCCUGAUCGCCUACCGGAACACCCUCUUCCGGACGGUGGCCGCAGUCUAUCUCACCACGAUCACCUGUCUGUUCGCGGCUUACCCGCUGUCGAAGCGCCGCCUCCCCGGGCGCACCGCGAUCACCGCCUUCUUCGUGUUCUCGAUGUUCUUCAGCGGCGGGUUGAUUCCGACCUACCUGUUGAUCCGUGGGCUGGGGUUCAUCAACAACCUGUGGGUCCUGGUGAUCCCGCAGAUGUUCAACGUCUUCUACAUGAUCAUCAUGCGCAACUACCUGAUGGCCGCCCAUCUCGAAGAACUGGAGGAGGCUGCGCUCGUGGAUGGCGCCGGCUACCCGUACAUCCUGUUCCGCAUCAUGGUGCCCCUGUCGAAGCCGCUGCUGGCCACGGUGGCUCUGUGGGUGGCCGUGGCUCACUGGAACGAAUGGUUCUACGCCCGCAUCUACCUGAGCGGGAACAGGUUUCUCGUGCUGCAGUCCUUGCUGCAGCGACUCAUCGAGCAUUAUCGCCAGGACGAGCAGGUGCUCAACGACUACGUGCUGCAGACCGAGGCGGAGAUCAACUCCGCCAACGUCGUUGCGGCGACCAUGAUUCUCACGAUCGGUCCUAUCGUUCUGCUGUACCCGUUCUUGCAGAAAUACUUCGUAAAGGGGGUGAUGAUCGGGUCCUUGAAGGGAUGA
This is a messenger RNA of Geodia barretti, 798 nucleotides long. NCBI's taxonomy places the organism in Eukaryota, Metazoa, Porifera, Demospongiae, Tetractinellida, Geodiidae. The record is from the annotation of a GenBank genome assembly.